GAGAGCUGUGCUUGGUCACAGCUUGUCACAUGGUACAAGGCUGUUGUGAAUAGCCUUGUACCAUGUGACCUCGGUGAUCAUUCACAGAUAUCACACGUAGUAAGCAAUGAUGUCAGAAGUGACAUCUUGCUUACUACUGUUCUUGUGAUCACUGAUUGGCUAAUCAGUGAUAUGUGAUCGGGACCUCACACAGAGGUCCCGUACAUUCUUCUAUGACAACUUCACAUAAAUUUCUGUACAAAAUUCUCUCUAAGGCUGGCCAUACAUUAUACAAUUUUUUUGAGAAUUUUGCUUUAGAUUUACCAAAACCCAUAUAAUAUGAG
Staurois parvus is the source of this 323-nucleotide messenger RNA. NCBI's taxonomy places the organism in Eukaryota, Metazoa, Chordata, Amphibia, Anura, Ranidae. The record is from the annotation of a GenBank genome assembly.